Messenger RNA from Blepharisma stoltei, 831 nucleotides. The record is from the annotation of a GenBank genome assembly. Lineage: Eukaryota; Ciliophora; Heterotrichea; Heterotrichida; Blepharismidae.
AUGGAUGAUCCCAGAAAUCGUAUAAAGUUCAUUAAGCAGAGCAUGUCUAUUACAAUCGCAAUUUUAUUAGUGAUCGCUAUUUAGUUUGCAGUUUUUAUUGUUUGCAUUAUAGAAAUAGAUGUUAUAUUUAAAAUUUUCAUUGAUUAUUCAAACUGGACAAAAGAGAACCCUGUAUAUGGACUGUUACUUAUACAAGUUGUUUGCAUAAUCGGACUGAUCAUCAUGAUUCCUUCAACUUUAUUUGCCCUGACGAUAGGCUAUAUAUGUGGAAUGCUAUGUGGCGAAAUUUUUGGGUUUAUUUUAGGUAUUCUUCUUAUUUCUGUCACAAGUCAGGUUGCAGCUGUGCUAUCAUUUUUCUUAGCACGAUACCUAUUUCGCGACAUGGUGAUAAAUAAUAUUAAAGAAGAAUGAGUGAAGACCAGAGCCGUUUUAAAAGCUCUUGAAACCAAAGGAAUAAAAGUCGUUUUCUUAUGUAGACUAUCCCCUGUAAUACCUUAUGGGAUUUUAAAUUAUAUUGUAGGAGCUUCAAGCAUCCCCUUUCAGCAUUUUUUUAUUGGCAAUCUUGGACUCAUCCCUGGAUUUUCACUAUAUGUCUAUAUUGCAGUAACCAUGGGCUCUGUUCAAGAAGCCCUAAGCAACCAAACAAGCAGUGACUGAUAUUGAUAUCUAAUUGCCAUUGGCGGGGUGCUUAUAAUUGCAACGUGUAUAUACAUCACAUGAGUAUCAAAAAAAGAGUUACAAAAAAUAUUAGAUGAACAAGAAGAGUCUGAGGCGCCACUUUUCAUGGAAGAGGAGCACGAAGAGGUGCCAAUUGAUCCUAAUAAUAUAUAA